AUGGGAAGUGACUCUCUUACCUCUUUAGUGGGUGCCUACAUAUUUGUUUGGAAUAACCAAUUCUGGUUCGCAUUUUUCGCCCCAAUCUCAUUAUCUAUCUAUCUAUCUAUCUAUCUAUCUAUCUAUCUAUCUAUCUAUCUAUCUAUCUAUCUAUCUCAGACUCCUGUUCAUAUCUAUCUAUCUAUCUAUCUAUCUAUCUAUCUAUCUAUCUAUCUAUCUGAACAUGUUCGUAUCUAUCUAUCUAUAUCUAUCUAUCUAUCUAUCUAUCUAUCUAUCUAUCUAUCUCAUUCUGUUCAUAUCUAUCUAUCUAUCUAUCUAUCUAUCUAUCUAUGUUCAUUAUCAUUUUCAUUUCACUGUCUUUCUCUCCCCCUUCCUUCCCUAACUCUAAACGCUACUUGUUUCAUUGUCACUCAUAGGCGAUAUAUUAUUUACGGUUCUUUCUUUUUCCCAUUACUUCUUUCUUUUUUCUUUCUUUCUUUCUUUCUUUCUUUCUUUCUUUCUUUCCUGUUAUUUCUUUCUUCCUUUCCUUACCAUUAUUUCUUCCUUUCCUUAGUAGUAUUUCUUUCUUUCUGCUUGCGUGUUAAUAUGUUUUUCGCUUCUUUCUUUCUUUCUUUCUUUCUUUCUUUCUUUCUUUCUUUCUUUCUUUCUUUCUGUCUGUCUGUUUGCAUGUUAGUUUUCGUUUUCUUUCUUUCCAUUCAACUUUUGAAACGAUAUUUGCCUCAUUUUCAUUCUUUGUCCAUGUGUGAUUUUCACUUCUUUCUUUCUUUCUUUCUUUCUUUCUUUCUUUCUUUCUUUCUUUCUUUCUUUCUUUUUGCAUAUAUGUUUUUCGCGUCUUUCUUUCUUUCUUUCUUUCUUUCUUUCUUUCUUUCUUUCUUUCUUUCUUUCUUUCUUUUUGUGUGUUUGCAUGUUAGUUAUCAUUUUCUUUUUCCAUUUAUGUUUUGA
Acanthosepion pharaonis is the source of this 942-nucleotide messenger RNA. NCBI's taxonomy places the organism in Eukaryota, Metazoa, Mollusca, Cephalopoda, Sepiida, Sepiidae. The record is from the annotation of a GenBank genome assembly.